Pisolithus orientalis is the source of this 336-nucleotide messenger RNA. RefSeq lists its product as uncharacterized. The annotation marks the transcript as partial. The transcript has a single exon. The record is from RefSeq and is a predicted model, not a curated record. NCBI's taxonomy places the organism in Eukaryota, Fungi, Basidiomycota, Agaricomycetes, Boletales, Pisolithaceae.
GAAACCGACGCAUGUGGAAUACCUCUCAAUCCAACCUGGUCCGUUAAGGAGCUUCUUUCGUCGUAUCCGUCGCCAACCUUGUCUUCUUCCACUUUCCGGCGGCUUCACGAAUUAUCUGCCCUCAUACCACCCGCUGAGGAAACACCAGAACAUGCUGAGAUAAAGACGGAAUUCGAGGAGUUAGUCAGGCUUGUCGAAGCUGUCAAACUCGUUCAACUCGACGACUACCCCAGCGAUACCAUUCCGGAUGGGAGGAUAUGGGCCGAGGGCAAGGGACUACCUCUAGAGAGCAGCUCUUCCACAGAGGGAGAUGAAGUGCAAGGGAGAGACCUGCUU